AUGUAUCACGAUUUGAAGGAACAUUUCUGGUGGACAGGAAUGAAGAAAGACAUAGCAAGCCACAUCUCCAAAUGCCUGCAUUGUCAACAGAUCUCACCAACAAGAGGGGUUAUCCGAUUUGGGAAACGGGGAAAGUUAAACCCACGUUACAUCGGGCCAUUUGAGAUACUAGAAAGGAUUGGUCCUGUGGCAUAUCGCCUUGCGCUUCCACCUGAACUGUCUAAUGUCCACAAUGUGUUUCACGUUUCGAUGUUUCAUCGAUAUCUUCGGGAUCCAGAGCAUGUUGUUGAUUAUAAGAACCUGGAAGUUCAAGAAGACCUCUCUUAUGAAAAGCAAUCUGUACAUAUUCUCGAUUAUUGUGAUCAAGUUCUUCGAAACAAGACUGUACCUCUUGUAAAAGUCUCAUGGAGAAAUCAUCGCGUCGAAGAAGCAACAUGGGAAACUGAAAGCCAAAUACGAGCCAAGUACCCACACCUCUUCGAAAAGCAAGCUAUGCCAAGUUUGAAGACCAACUUCUUUUAA
This is a messenger RNA of Camellia sinensis, 522 nucleotides long. The record is from RefSeq and is a predicted model, not a curated record. NCBI's taxonomy places the organism in Eukaryota, Viridiplantae, Streptophyta, Magnoliopsida, Ericales, Theaceae.